CUCCUUUCCUAGCGCCAGAUACAUUUUAGACGCUGUUGCUCCUCCGUCAGUAUGCGUCGUGGCAUGACUUCCACUUGCCGUCCCUUUCUCUCUGCUCUGAGGGUGUCGUCACCGAGGCUUUCAUCAUAAGAAGGUCUCGUAUGCCUCUUCUUGAGCAAUACCUGCUCAGAUAUAAACAUUUCUUGUCCUUCAAACAAACAAACAAACAAACUGGUUUUGAUUCUCACUAUUUGCUAUUACCGUUCAAGAUGCAACUCUCAACUCUCUUCCUCAUGUUCGCAACGACACUUCUCCCCUUGAUCUCAGGGGGGGCACGCUUAGCAGGCGGUCCUGCGGACCAAGUCACAGCAGCGAAUACCUCCUGUAGAGAACUUACCGGAACAUGGUUUGUCUCCUUCCCUUUUCCUUUUCCCUUUCCUUUCCAUUCUCCUUACCUCUUUCCUCCCCCCUUCUCCCCAUCUCCCUCCCUUCUUUCCCCUUCCCAUCCCCUUUGCUCCGGUUUCUCGAGCUCAGGCUCACUCCGCUCGCAGGUGCGGCACGGAAGCCAAUCAAGGGAUCCGCGUGCUCCCCGACUGGGCGACCUUCUGGUGGAAGCUCUGCGUGCUCGAGAUCCCGGGCAGUGUGGGCUUGCUCGAUACGAGAUGUAUCCCUGGGGAUGGUGCGGGUUUGGCGUUAGGAGACUCUAGUUCGACGAUGACUAGGUGAGUCUGAAGUAGGGAGAGGGGAGAGGGGAGGCUAAUGUGUGGGGUGAUGCUGUAGUAUGGGAGAUUUGCCAACGCUGACUCUCGCGCUGGGAGUUCGAUGGGUGUUGUGGUAAGGGAGGAGGAGGAAAGGGGCAGGGGAGUAGGGCAUGAUGGCUUGGGAGGCGGGAAGAGGAAAUGCAGGGCUGGUGGACGGGAGGGUUGGAACUUGACUACCUGUUGUUCGAUUCUAAUAUAUAAUUUGAGAAGCGAGUUUGUGUUGGAGUGUAAUGUAGGAUGCUCUA
Hyaloscypha bicolor E is the source of this 985-nucleotide messenger RNA. RefSeq lists its product as uncharacterized. Lineage: Eukaryota; Fungi; Ascomycota; Leotiomycetes; Helotiales; Hyaloscyphaceae. The transcript has a single exon. The coding region runs from base 141 to 686 and encodes 181 amino acids. The record is from RefSeq and is a predicted model, not a curated record.